UUUUUGUUUUCAUAGCGAAGUCGCUGUCGAGUAAUUUUAAUAUUGUUUUGGGUAUUAAUUAUUAAUUUUAUCAAACAUAUCACUUAUUUAACGGACAAAACAGUAUCAGCGAUGGGACGCCGAGGAGCUAAAUCGAAAACGACAAAUGGAGAUAUUGAAUCUGUGGCCGUAGCCGCCACCGAUGCCGAAAUUGAGGAGAACCAGGACAACCAGGAGGAAUUUGUGCAGAAUGGGGAUGAUCCUUUGGCUGAAGUGGAUGACGAGGAUGAGGACGACAAACCUCUAAAAAAGAAAUUGCCCAAGAAACGAGGAGCUCCAGCAAAUGCCAAGAAAAAGGGCAAAAAAGCUAAAAAGGACAAAAGUGCAGAGGAGGAAAAUGAUAAUGACGAAGCAGAACCUGAGGAAAUUUUACCUACCGAUGAGGAGCCAGUUUAUGAGGUUGAUAAGAUAAUGGAUGUGCAAUACCUGAAAUCAGGUGCCAGAGAGUUCCUCAUUCGCUGGAAAAACCACGGACCUGAAAGUGAUACUUGGGAACCAGAGGAAAAUUUGUCCUGUCCAGAUUUGAUAGCUAAAUUCACUGACAAGAAUACCUCACCCAAAGGUAAAUCCAGUAAAAAAUCUCAACCCAAAAAGAAGGCUGCAAAAUCACCACCAAAACCCCAAAAACCUGCAGACCCCGAUGCAGAAUACGAGGUUGAAAAAAUUAUAGAAGUACAUCACAGAAAAGAUGGAGCCAAAGAGUUUCUAAUUCGCUGGAAGGGCUGCACCUCGAACGAAGACACUUGGGAACCUGAGGAGAAUUUAUCGUGCCCCGAGCUGAUUGCCAGAUUUAUGGAAAAGGUGAAUAAGGCUAGUAAAUUUGAGAAGCGUGAAAUCAGAACGGCGCCUAAGCAUACGGAGAGAUUUACUUUGACUAUGAAGUCUACAGGCAGACGUAUUUCUAAACGUAAUGGAAAUAAACAAAGAGCUACCUAUUAUGAUGCUGAAUAAAGAAGGGA
This is a messenger RNA of Ctenocephalides felis (cat flea), 998 nucleotides long. Its product is annotated as chromobox protein homolog 3-like. Gene Ontology annotation, biological process: negative regulation of transcription by RNA polymerase II; chromatin organization. The coding region runs from base 112 to 990 and encodes 292 amino acids. Gene Ontology annotation, molecular function: chromatin binding. Gene Ontology annotation, cellular component: pericentric heterochromatin. The transcript is spliced from 9 exons. The record is from RefSeq and is a predicted model, not a curated record. NCBI's taxonomy places the organism in Eukaryota, Metazoa, Arthropoda, Insecta, Siphonaptera, Pulicidae.